Aspergillus campestris IBT 28561 is the source of this 333-nucleotide messenger RNA. Its product is annotated as thiamine-binding protein. The record is from RefSeq and is a predicted model, not a curated record. The transcript is spliced from 4 exons. Gene Ontology annotation, cellular component: cytosol. Lineage: Eukaryota; Fungi; Ascomycota; Eurotiomycetes; Eurotiales; Aspergillaceae. Bases 1 to 333 code for a protein of 110 amino acids.
AUGACAUCCAUCCCGACCCCCACCCACUGCGUCGCAGACUUCUGCCUCAUCCCAAUCGGAACCUCCUCCCCCUCCGUCUCCGCCCAGAUCGCCGACGUCCAGCGACUGAUCGAGUCCUCCGGUGUGAAAUACGUCAUGCACUCUGCCGGAACCACUAUCGAAGGAACCUGGGAUCGCGUUCUCCAGGUUAUCGGCCAGGCACAUACCAUCCUGCAUCAGCAGGGGAUUGUGCGCAUUCAGACGGAUAUUCGGGUUGGGUCGAGAAUCGACAAGGAACAGUCCUUCCAGGAUAAGGUGGACAAAGUGCGUGAGUUACUGGGUCGGGAGGAGUAG